AUGUAUUGUAUUGAUAUAUCUUCUUCAUCAAGCACAGACUUAGUCGAACAAUAUUCAACAUCAUCAAUUGAAAAUCUUUUGAAACAAAAAGAUCAAUCAAAACAAUUUAUGGUCGUCAAAAAUGAUCAAAAAUACGUCUCAUCACCUGCUUGGUCUACAUUUGGUUUUCCCGCUAAACGUUUUGAAGAUGGUUCUUGCCAACGAAUUAUUGGUUUUGCCAGUUGCUUUGCAUGCAAAGAUACUUAUUCAUAUCAAUAUGGUGGUAGUGGAAGUACAAAAUAUCUAUUACGACAUCUAACUGCUCACGAUUGUACAUUAAUUCGAGAUGAAUUAACAAAAUGGAUAUGCUCAUCUGUUCGUCCGUUCAAUAUUGUUUCUGAUCCAGGAUUGAAAAUUACCUUACAAACGGUUAUGAAUAUUUGUCAAAAAUAUCAAGGACCAAUUAAUGCUGAAGAUAUUCUAGUAACACCACCAACAAUUGCAAAUAAUGUACAUAAAUUAGCUGAAUAUUAUAGAUCAUUAAUACGACCUGUAUUAAUUGACCAAGCUGAGUCUGGUGCACUGUGUGUUUGCCCAGAUCUCUGGAAUGAUCAAUAUAAAAAAGUGGAUUAUUUAGGUUUAACAGCUUUUUUCGUUACGUCUGCUCAUGGAUUAUAUUCAUUCGAUUUAUGCUGUGCUCGAUAUAAUGAAAAUGAUAAAACAGGUCAAUCUGUUUUACAAAUAAGUAGAUUAGUCAAAAAUAAAUGUGGAAACUUCGGAUUUAAAUCCGAGUGUUAG
Rotaria socialis is the source of this 777-nucleotide messenger RNA. The record is from the annotation of a GenBank genome assembly. NCBI's taxonomy places the organism in Eukaryota, Metazoa, Rotifera, Eurotatoria, Philodinida, Philodinidae.